CAGGUCCAUUACCCCUGGAUCCGCCUAUGCUAAUUGUCCAUGAAGAUAAUGUGAUGUGGUUCUGGAUAGUAAUGCAGAGCUGUCACAUUUGAACAUAUACAGGGGAGCGAGGGGUCACGCCUAUGACCCGUAGCAAGAAAUUAAGAGACCCAGUAAGUUUCCAAAUGUCUUCAAACCCUGUGAUGUUGUGUCACUGCUGCAGGGAGCACAGAGGCCGUGGGGCCUCGAUGACACGGGUGAUGUUGAGAUGAGACAACUGAUCGCGCAGGGUUGGUUGGAAACAGUCGGAUGUGACAGUUAGUGAGAUCCGUGUGGGUGUUGAAGUUUGUCAGAUGCUGAAAAGUUCACGCUGAACGGAACCCAGACUCAGUCCACUGGUAGGUAGAGUUUCAGUUCAGCCACUUCCUGACAUCAGAGUGAGGGGAAGCAGCAAAGUUAGACACCAGGACACACAGAGAAAAAAAUAAUCAUAAGAAAAAAAUAAAUGGCCUCACUGCGGAUAAGUGUGCUUGUGCUGGCUGUUCUUAUCCUGCCCGUAUCCACCUCCACGGAUCGUUAUUAUGUGACUGACCCAAUCACCUGCUACAUUCUGGACGGGGUCCUGAUCAUUUACUGCAUUGCUGCCACUGCGUUAUACAUCAGGGAAAAGAUUAAAAAUCUGCCACCUUUGUAUGACACCGAACCUCAUAAAGAGGAUGCAGGCAUCUACCAGGACCUCAAUAGACCCAAAGAUGCUGAUCCUUACCAGGUGCUUCAAUCAAAAGGAAAAGCUGGCAAGAAAAAAAAAUCCAAGUCCAGAGAACCGAAGGAUAAAGAAAAGGACGCCUAUGAAACUUUGAUGCCCAUCAGUCCACCUCAGGCUCCACAGUGACGUCAUAAGCAGUCGUUUUUUUUAAUGCAACACACCGUCAUUCAGCUGCUAAAUAGCGCCCCCUAGAGCAUGGUUUCCUGCACAGUUUGAGGAGCCAAGCAGCUGUGAGCCUUUCUGAUAGUGGUUUUGUGCAUCUCCUUUAAAUAUUCUUCAACAUCCUGACAAAAGUGCAUCUUUACUGGCUUCUGUUUCAAGAAAAUUUCAUGGUGUUAUGUGAAAUAUUUCCACUUUACUGAAAAUAUCUCAAAGUAGGAUGACACCAUAGAAAAUGUGUAUUCAAUUCAACCAAAAAUUCAAAUAUCCAAACAGGAUGGGCUACAGUUUGUCAUCUUUCUGAAAUGCUCUUUUUUUCUGUUGCAGUGCUUACAAAAAAAAAACAAAAAAAAAACCUGUCAUCCCCCCCAUCCCUGCCCCAUUGUUCAUUUUCUAUUCAUGAUAUACAUUGUAACCAAACCUAGUCUCCCUUACGUUUGAAAUUUUGACUAAUCUAAUCCCAUAAAUUCUUAUUUAUGCUUCUUUUUUGUCAGGUGAAUGCCAAUAAAAUAAACUGCUUAUUAAAACACUUGGAAAAUGGUUUAAUGAUGUUUACAACAAAAGAGAACUGUACAGUUUACAGUAAAAGAUUAUAUUUUUGUGUAUAAAAACAAAAAUACAGCAGACAAAUGCAUAAAAAAAAAUCUACUAUGUAUCCUGAU
Messenger RNA from Thalassophryne amazonica, 1566 nucleotides. Its product is annotated as T-cell surface glycoprotein CD3 zeta chain-like. Gene Ontology annotation, cellular component: Fc-epsilon receptor I complex. Gene Ontology annotation, molecular function: IgE receptor activity. The coding region runs from base 485 to 871 and encodes 128 amino acids. Gene Ontology annotation, biological process: cell surface receptor signaling pathway. The record is from RefSeq and is a predicted model, not a curated record. The transcript is spliced from 7 exons. Lineage: Eukaryota; Metazoa; Chordata; Actinopteri; Batrachoidiformes; Batrachoididae.